GGCCGAGCAUGGCUAAGAGAGUUGGAAAUGAACUGUGUGUUUUCAAUAAGAUGGAAACAGCCUCAGCUAACGUUACAGAAUGUGCUAAAGCAGAAUGAAGAGGUAUUCAAAGAAGAACUGGGAACCUGGAGAGGCCCGCCCGCAAAAAUAUACGUAAAAGCGGACGUGGCUCCAAAGUUCUACAAGCCCAGGCCCGUGGCUUUUGCCAUGAGGAAGAAAGUAGAGUUAGAGCUGGAAAGGCUCACAAAGGAGGGCAUAAUUGAGCCAGUGAGGUUCUCAGAGUGGGCUGCACCAAUAGUGCCGGUGUUAAAGACUGAUAGUUCGGUGCAUGUUUGCGGGGACUACAAGCUCACAGUAAACCAAGUUUCCAAGCUAGAGCAGUAUCCAAUACCCAAGUUGGAGGACUUAUUUGAGAAGUUGACCGGGGGUGAGAAGUUUACUAAACUGGACCUUAGUCACGCAUAUCAACAAGUCACCCUCGAUGAGGCAUCAAAGCCUAAUGUCACAAUCAACACACACAAAGGGCUUUUUCAAGUGAAUCGCCUACCAUUUGGUGUUUCCUCUAGUCCUGCCAUUUUUCAACGGAUAAUGGAGGGUCUGGUGGCGGGAAUCCCUAAUGUGGCAGUUUAUUUAGAUGACAUCCUGCUGACCGGUCGGAGUGACCACGAGCACCUGGAGACCUUGAACGAAGUCCUACAGCGGCUACGAGAGGCUGGUCUUCGUCUGAAGUGCAACAAAUGUGUCUUCAUGGAGCGAGAGGCCGAGUUCUUGGGACACAAAGUGGAUGCCUCGGGGCUCCACCCUCUGCCAAACAAGGUCAGGGCUAUACAACAGGCACCAGCACCAACUAAUGUCACAGAACUGAGAGCUUACUUAGGCCUGCUCAGCUAUUACAACAGAUUCUUGCCAAAUCUCUCAACACGGUUAGCUCCCUUGCACAGACUGUUAAGGAAAGAAACGCCGUGGAACUGGCAGGAGGAGCAAGAGAGAGCUUUUGAGGAGUCUAAGAGGCUCAUGCAGUCGUCAGAGGUGUUAGUGCAUUAUGACAGCCAUAAAGACUUAAUCCUGUCCUGCGAUGCGUUGCCUUACGGAGUAGGGGCGGUGUUGUCGCAUCGCAUGCCAGACGGGCAAGAGCGGCCUAUUGGCUUCAUGUCACGGACACUCACGGCAGCUGAAGCAAACUACUCGCAGCUGGACAAAGAAGGACUGGCGGUGAUGUUUGGCAUUCAGCGCUUCCAUAAAUAUUUAUAUGAAAGGAGGUUCAUCAUCUGUACAGACCACAAGCCUUUACUGUCCCUCUUCAGUGAGAUGAAAGCAGUGCCUCAAAUGGCAUCCCCUCGCAUUCAGCGCUGGGCAGUGACUUUGCGAGCAUAUGAGUAUGAGAUUGUCUAUGAGCCGGGUAAACACCACAGCAAUGCGGACGCUCUGAGCCGGCUCCCCCUGCCUCAGACAGCCGUCAGGAGAGAGCAGGAGGACCGCGUACUGAUGCUGGAGGAGGUAACGCUCGUGUCAGCCAGUGAAAUUAGCCAGUGGACACGAAAAGACCCAGUGCUGUCCAGAGUCUGUCAGUUCAUUCAACAUGGCUGGCCACCACAACACUCAGACUCAGCUUUCCAGCCUUAUGCGGUGAGGAAAACCGAAUUAAGUGUGCAAGAUGGGUGUAUAUUGUGGGGGUCACGCGUGGUGGUACCCCCGACAGGUCGCGAAGCAUUACUGGGUCAACUGCAUCAUGGUCACCCAGGCAUCACCCGAAUGAAAGCAUUAGCACGAAGCUACUUCUGGUGGCCAAAGUUAGAUGCAGACAUUGAAUCUGUAGUGAAAAGAUGUAGCACCUGCCAAGAACAUCGCCACUUACCAGCUCCAGCACCACUCCACCCUUGGGAGUGGCCGAGUAAACCGUGGCAGAGGCUACACAUAGACUAUGCGGGUCCUUUUAUGGGUCACAUGUUUUUGAUACUGAUGGAUGCCUAUUCCAAAUGGAUGGACGCCUACGCGGUAACCUCAGCAACUUCUGCCAAUACGAUUGAAUGUCUGCGGAGAAGUUUCAGCAGUCAAGGAUUACCUGAGAUGAUUGUGUCAGAUAAUGGUACGUGCUUUGUGAGUGCCGAAUUCCAAGAAUUCAUGAGGAAGAACGGAAUCGAACACAUCACUUCAGCUCCUUAUCAUCCUUCUUCAAAUGGCUGUGCCGAGCGUGCAGUCCAGACAAUUAAGUCCAUGAUGAAAAAAGCAGGUGAAAGUAGCAUCCAUACUAAAGUUUCAAGAGUGCUGUUUAGUUACCGCAUUACCCCUCAGUCCACCACAGGGCUGUCACCAGCGGAAAUGUUGCAGGGCAGGAGGUUGAGAUCGACACUGGAUCUAGGGCAUCCGGACCUCAGAAACAAGGUGGAACGGAAGCAGUGCAUGCAGAAGAAGCAUCACGACAAGCUCGGAUCAGGAAGAGGUUUCCAAGUGGGAGAUGCAGUGUCUACACGGAACUUCAGUUAUGGGCCUAAAUGGGUUCGGGGUUUUAUUACCAAAGUCACGGGACCGGUGUCUUACAAGGUCAUGUUGGGAGAUGGAACAGUUGUCCGAAGGCAUGUUGACCAGAUACUGGCCAGACCGGAAGACGCGGACCUAGUAGACCCUAAGAUCAUAGAACCACCCAUGGUGGAUUUGUCUUCAGCUGAUCCUGUGCCAGUGAGAAAUAGCUGUGCUCCAGAAGGAACUGUGCAAGAAAACCCAAAACCACCUGUGACAGAUAUUCCGGUCCCAGAUGCAGCAAAGGACGCACCACCCCAGCAAACAGCUGCACCAGCACGGCGUUCUCAACGGACUGUCUCAAAACCUAGUUAUCUGAAAGACUAUGAAUGUUGA
Messenger RNA from Boleophthalmus pectinirostris (great blue-spotted mudskipper), 2853 nucleotides. RefSeq lists its product as uncharacterized. Gene Ontology annotation, biological process: DNA integration. The record is from RefSeq and is a predicted model, not a curated record. Lineage: Eukaryota; Metazoa; Chordata; Actinopteri; Gobiiformes; Gobiidae. Gene Ontology annotation, molecular function: nucleic acid binding.